Xenopus tropicalis (tropical clawed frog) is the source of this 2434-nucleotide messenger RNA. RefSeq names its product chondroadherin like (gene chadl). NCBI's taxonomy places the organism in Eukaryota, Metazoa, Chordata, Amphibia, Anura, Pipidae. Gene Ontology annotation, cellular component: gel phase of interstitial matrix. The transcript is spliced from 5 exons. The coding region runs from base 109 to 2274 and encodes 721 amino acids. The record is from RefSeq and is a predicted model, not a curated record.
ACUUGUGGAUAACAACUCAGUGAAUGCCAGAGUCCCCCUGCUUCUCCAGCAUUCGGCAGCACUCCUACAUGUAUAUCACACCUGCUGGAUACUCCGCACAGUUCAACAAUGAUGUGGUUUGUUCUCACCCUGAUCAUCAUGUCAGCUGUAAAACCAUUGCUUUGUGAUCGCUGCCCUCGAGUCUGUAUCUGUGACAACAUCAGAACGUUUGUGGCCUGUACAAACAAGAACCUCACAGAAGUCCCUACCUCAAUCCCACAGUACACCCAAAAGUUGGAUCUCAGAGGAAAUGAUCUGAAAGUCAUUCCCAAUGGAGCCUUCCUAUCUGUACCAUAUUUAACACACCUCAGCCUUCAGAAAUGCAAUAUUGAAAGGAUUGAGGAAGGUGCUUUACGAGGUCUUGGGCGAUUGGUUUACCUCAACUUAGGCUCCAACAAAAUCAGUUUUAUAUACCAGGAGUCAUUUGAUGGGCUAUCAUCUUUGCAGCAGCUUGUACUGGAAAAGAAUCGGCUUGAGGAGAUUAAGCCCGGGGCCUUUGGACAAUUGGGUUUUUUGAACUUUCUUCAUCUUGGAGACAACUUCCUUGUUUAUUUGCCAGAUAUGUUAUUUCAGGGUCUGCAGCAAGUUAAGUGGAUACGUCUUUCAAACAAUAUGAUUAAUGUGGUAUCUAAUGAGGCCUUUGCAGCACUUCCAAACCUAAAGAGGCUUAGUUUGGAUCACAAUGAACUCCAGUACCUUCCAACUGAUGCACUUUCACGAAUGUCUGGUCUCACUAGAUUAGAACUGGGAUGGAAUCCAAUGACUUUCAUUUCAGAGGAAGCUGUUCAGAUGGCGUCCCUCAAACAGCUCUUUCUUAAUAACAUGGCAAUACAGGAUUUGUCUUUCAAAGCUUUUGAAAGAAGCCCACAGCUAUCACUUAUUGAUCUGAGUAACAACCAGAUACGGACAAUACAGGUAUUAGCAGGGUUAGAACAUCUAAAUCGCUUGAACCUAACAGGAAAUGCCAUUCGCUGCGAUUGUGAACUGAGGUCUUUUAAGCAAUGGGCUGAUUUCUCAAAGGUAAAAGUUGAUCUUUUUUGCUCUGGCCCAGGACAUUUCCGGGGAGAUCAUUUAGAUUCUUUGAGAGCCAUUGACCUGAAAUGUGGCAAUUUCCCAGAAGAAGACUAUAAUCUACCCCCAAUAACUCCAAAACCGGAAGAGGAAAGUUCUUGCCCACGGAGCUGUGACUGCAAACCUGAUGAUAAACAUGUGCUUUGUGAAAAUAAAUUCCUCCAGCAGAUUCCCAAGCGGUUUCCUGUUGACACAACCCUCCUAGAUCUGCGUAAAAAUGUUUUCAAUGCCAUACACAAAGGGGCCUUCUCAGAAAUGAAAAAUGUGGCAUCACUUCAUCUUCAAAGUUGCCAGAUUAAUGAAAUUCAGCCUGGAGCUUUUGCAGGGAUGAAAAAUCUAGUUUAUCUCUACCUAUCUCACAAUCAUCUCUCAUCUAUUGACCCUGAAGUCUUUAGGGACGCCCCAAUGAUUGGCUACCUUUACUUAGACCACAACAGAUUCACCAGACUUUCAAAGGGGACCUUCAAAUUUCUCCCUAAUCUUUUUUCUCUGCACAUGCAGUACAAUUCUAUCAGCUCACUCUCUGAUAACUUUAUGUCUGGGGCAGACAAGUUGCAUUGGGUCUACAUGACAGGCAACAAUAUCAACUACAUCGCUUCAUCUGCAUUUAAAAACAACAAAGAUUUAGAAAAACUGCAUCUAGAUGAGAAUCUACUAAUGGAGGUCCCAACACAAGCUAUUAAAGGACUGCCUCUUCUAAAUGAGCUUAGGCUAUCCAAGAACCUCAUCAGAUCAAUUGGAAAUGGAGCUUUCUUACCAGUAGCUCGUUCACUACAGCACCUGUAUCUCAACGACCUUGGCCUGGAACAGAUUUCCAGUGGAGGAUUUUCUGGACUUGGACAGGGAAUUAAAAGUCUUCACCUAGAUAACAAUAAACUACAGAACAUUCCCAACAUGAAGCCUUUCACUGGACUAGAAGUCAUAAAUUUAGCAAACAACCCCUUCCAUUGUGACUGCCGUCUGCUACCUCUCCACAAGUGGAUCAACAGUCUAAAUCUGAAGGUGGGGGCAACAUGCGCCGCUCCAAGCAGUGCAAAGGGACAGAAGGUCAGAAAUGCACCAUUCUCUACAUGCCCUGGAAAUGAUGCAGGAAAAACAAACAGUAACAAGAAAAAAAGAUCACAGCACAUUCCAACUGCCAAUCGAAAAACAAAACGUGGAUGAAGCAGCAAAGGAACCUAUAUGGUUGUGUUAAAUUAUAUUGCAGCACAUCGUACAUCUCUGCAUCUUGCACAUUACUAGAACUUAAUAGCAAAGAGUGGCACUCAUGCAGAAGCCAUUGUUUCAGAAGUGAACUGAAUAAAAGUGUGGACUGGUUUUCUAA